Molecule: messenger RNA, 2070 nt
Organism: Rhagoletis pomonella (apple maggot)
Lineage: Eukaryota; Metazoa; Arthropoda; Insecta; Diptera; Tephritidae
Gene: Tango10
Product: BTB/POZ domain-containing protein 17
Exons: 6
Coding region: 250-1788 (512 amino acids)
Molecular function (GO): protein binding
Source: RefSeq, a predicted model, not a curated record
UCGCCAUUCGUUUCAUUAUCCAGCCAUUCUUUUGUGUAUUGAAUAUUGUACUGCUUGCAGAUAUUUUUCUUUUCACAAAAUUAGUUGAAUGCCAUCAAAUUAUCAAAUUAAUUAUAUAAAAAAUCAUAAAUUUUUCUAUAAUUCAAACAACUAAAUAGCGUGUGUCCUUUGUGUGUUUACAAGACGUUGUUUUUUCAAUUCUUGAAUGUUGCAGAAAGAACACUGCGUUAUAGAAUUCCCUCCGAGAAGAUGGAUGACGAUUCUGUUUAUAUGGGUGGUGGCGGAGAUAUAAAUAGCAGAGCAAUUAACAGGGAACCCACAACCUUAAAAAUGGAAGAAGGCGAGGAGCUUAGUCAGGAUUCGAGUGUGAUGAACAACUCGCAAAGCGUCCUGGAAAAGAUUGCUAAUUUGUACGCAGAGCAGCUAAUGUCUGAUAUAAUAUUGGUGGUAGGCAAUGAACAGUAUCCAGCGCAUCGUGUAAUACUCUGCGCCAGCAGUGAGGUGUUCCAAGUGAUGCUUAUGAACCCCGAGUGGAAUGAGUGCCGCAAGCAUGUUAUCGAAUUGGUUGAAGAACCAUGUUGCACAGCGGUAUUUCCACAAUUUCUGAAAUAUUUGUAUGUGGGUCAAAUAAAAAUCUCACUACAAACGGUAAUGCCAAUGUUGGCCCUGGCAGACAAAUACAAUGUGAAGGAUCUAGUAGAGCUUUGCGUUGACUACAUGAUGAAACACAUUGCCAAGGCGGCCACUCAAGGCUAUCUAGUAUCUUGGUUGCAGUAUACAAUUGCUUUUAGCCCUUAUCACAAAGAGCUCACCGAGACAUUAAAACGGUUUUUGAAAUGGAAUUUAGAAAUGGUGAGCGAAUCAAAAGAUUUUGUCGAAUUGGAUACCGCAAUUAUGGUGUUGCUGCUGCAACAAAAUGACAUUGUGGUAACUAGUGAAUAUCAGCUAUUUGGCAUAUUGCAACGAUGGCUCUUACAUCGCAAAGAGGUGUUUGACAACGAUGAGACGCUUACCGUGGAAGAAAAAAAUACUGCUUUCUUGCAAUUAGUCGAGCAGACAGUUGUGCACAUACGAUUUGCAAUGAUGACGCCGCGAGAACUGGCGCACUUGCUCCUCUUUCCACUAUUGGAAUACCACAAGGAGUACAUUGUACAGCGCAUGGCAAUAGGUAUGAGCUAUCAGUCAGGUCAAGAAGAGCGAGUAAGUGAAGUGCGUUACUCCCCAGAAGGCAUGCUGCAAUUUACACCGCGACUUUACUCCAAUGAUACAUGGAGUGUCAGCAUUCAUGUGAAGGAGUUCGAUCAAAUCGAAAAAUACUCGAACUAUGUUACGUGCUUUUUCUCGCAGCGCAAUAUUGCUGAAACUGAGGAUGAUCACACAAUAACUUGGGAGAUUGAAUUCUUUCCGCGCGGCGUCAAAUACAACAAAGCGAAGAUCAUUUGGGGGGAAGAUGUGCCGGAGUUCUCAUUGAAAACUGUGCGUCUACGGGCCACUUGCAAGUAUCCACAAUUGGACGAGGAACGUUUUAAGGUGGCUGUGCUGAUCACGGGUGUGCAGAAUAAAAUCGAUCAUAUACUUACCGUGCAUGAACGUACCGAGUAUUUCUCGAAUAAAGUGCGAGUAUUAAAUGUGGACAACCUUAUACCCUACGAUGAGCUGGCGUUGUCUUCCAUUAAAUUAAGUCCGCAUUUAAUAGGGGCUGAGCGUAACAAUUUGUCAAUACAAGUGAUAAUAGCGCCAAUGGGGCCGUAUACGUGCCGUGAUGCGCCACCAUUUGAUUUUAAGUAAACAAAACACAAAGCAGUUUAGAUACGCUAUAUCAGGCAUGCUUUAGUAGAUGAUAGUGGUGGUUAGACUUGAGUUAGUUCAUCAUAAUUAUAAAAAAAAAUGUAUUUAUGUAUGUAUAUGUAAUUAAAAAUCAAUUGUAUUUUGUGAGGUGUAACUGGUGCAGGAGUUUUUUUUUGACAUUCUUUAUUACCUACUGCUCGAACAUUUGUGUUUACUCACAAAAAAUUUGCAUCCUCUGAAUUAAGCUGCAAUAAAAGUUAAACACUGUGUAAACUAUUAAAA